AUGUCACAGCCUCCAAAGCCUUUAAAAGUGUCCUACGGAAAUAAAGAUGAUAGGUUUCGGAUGUCGGAACCUACGCAUAAAGUUCCGAUAACGGCGAUGUUUUUAUGCCAGUUUGAUGUGAAAAAGGGUAAUUGUCUUGUUUGGUCUCAAACGUGCGCUGGAGUGUCAGAUGAAGUGUUGUUCAACAUCGAAUUCAAAUGUCUUCCAUCAGGUAUUCAUGAGCUAGAUCAAGAUGUAGUUCAUUUCGUUGUCCCGAAAAAAGAAGGCGGGAAAUCUGGGUUUUAUUACGGAGUAUCAUCUUAUCAACAAAAUGGACUCUUUUUAGCAGGUGAUAGCUCGCAUGUGGAUAGGUCUCAGGUUGAAAUGUUUUCGCUAGGUGUUAUUGUCGAUCCGGCCUUCCGGAACGUCGGAGUGUCAAGAAGCAAAUUUUACGACUGGAAACCUAAUCAGCUCGUCAGUGCAAGCGAGUAUAUCGACGAUCUACAAAGGCUUUUAUCUCACUGGCGAAAGAGCAAUAAGAACGGCGAUUUCGAAGUUUUUGAAGAGUUUUUCGACUCGAACUGUUUGAAAGAUGAUCUGAAGGGGCUAUCGUCGCCAGUAUUGCAGCGUAAAUGGCAGAAUGCCGGAAAAUUUAUAAGUGACGAUUCAGAACCAGAAAGGCACCCUCACAUGCUCGAAAAUCUGACUCGAUGGGUCUCGUACUUAGGUCCGUUGAUAUAUCCGUUAUGGAAGGCCAGUUUAAUGCGAGAAAGAAUACUGAUCGUGGGUGGUAGCGGGGUUUCAUUUGAUAAAUGCGACGCACUAACGUACUGUUUGUCUAUACUGUCACUAAUUCCUCGGUCAUUGGAGGACAAGCUUAUAGUGGAUCCGCUACAGCCUCUUUUCUCCAUUGGAAUAACAGAUACCGAUUUUCUGACUGAAUUGGUAUCGCAAGCUCUCAAUAGUGACAAUGAGGACUACCAGAUCCCAGGAUUCUUAGCUUGCACUACUGAUGAAAUUCUGGAGUUCAAACCUGAACUCUACGAUAUUCUUUUCAAAGUAAAUGAUCAACAAGGUAUACCGGAAAUCAGGAAAGCAGAUAGUUCGCAAGUUAAAGCAACACCUCACGAGCUAGAGGCAUAUCAAUAUUUAAUGCAGACGAAAAUGGGGUACUCGCUUUCUGCAGAAGAACUUCAAAAAAUAAAUAAACUGGUUGAACCAACAAGCUGGUCUCAAUACCUGAUUGAUGGGUUUUACUGGUGGGCCACUGCCGGUUACAUGAAACCUUCAUACCAUGAAAAUGAAGACAAACCUCUUGAGAGUGCUGAUAGCGAAAACAUAGAAGUGGUAGUGGCCCUGGUUGGAUACUUUCAUGAAAAGACUUGCCUCAUCUUCCAGAAAUUAAGACAAGUUAUCGAAAACAGCGAUGAUCCAAGCCACGUAAUUAUUCCUGCUGCUUUCUUAGGCGAAGUAGGUCUUGAUUGUUUCAGUGUCCAAGAUUACGAAUUCAUAGAGAAAUUGGCAAGGAAAUGGUUCCAAGUUGAAGUGCAAGUUUCGCAAGUCGAUAUGAGACUUCUAUGUUAA
Molecule: messenger RNA, 1563 nt
Organism: Lachancea mirantina
Lineage: Eukaryota; Fungi; Ascomycota; Saccharomycetes; Saccharomycetales; Saccharomycetaceae
Source: the annotation of a GenBank genome assembly